AUGUGUCUGGACGCAGAAAAAGAAAGACGAGAUGCUGAAGAUCGAGGCAAACGGCUGCCCGGACCGAGGAGUACCUCCCUUCUGUCCACGGGUGUGGGAAAACGACGGAGCAGAGCAGUGUUUGGACUGCGGGGCUUUGACGGAUAUCUAUGGGGGGGGUCUGAUAGAUGUAUGCGAGACAAAUCAACACUGCUGCCGUUGAAGAUCUUCCUCCGCCCUUUACUCCUGUUCCGCUGAUGGUAAUUCUUGUCAUGCUCCCUUGCAUGAGAGGCACCUGUGGUCUAGUACAGGUCGUCUGUUCGUCUAUUGAUGUCUGGUGUCAGCAGCAGUUGCAGUACAACCGAAGAGCUCGUUUCUUGGAUCGAAGCAGCUCUAUAGUGCCAUGCUAUGACCACCAUAGCAUGUCUGCCACUUCCGGAGCACCUCUCCAGUGGUCGGCCACAACUCGUCUCGUGUUUUGUAUCUGCCAAUAAAUGUAAAUCUAAAUGUGAAGCGCCGCACCACCAGCAUGACAAUCACAUGCGUGGCACGAUGUUGAACUUCGAGUCGUGCUGUGCCUGCUCGGAGUUCUAUUAUACGUAGGGUUUUGACGCGGACUACAUCAUGAGGGAGCAGUGCGUAUUCGCAUUUCAUAUCUCGGACUCGAUUACUGCGCCGGACAGUCCGAUGGGAAGUGCGAGUUGACACGGCAAGUGCGUUGCCAAGGCCUCGUAAUGAGCAACGGGUGGUCCGAGGGGGAAUGAUUCGUUCUUCUUCUUGGCGGUCGUGCCAGCUUAUCACGAGGGGAAGCAGUGGUACCGCAAAAUGA
Molecule: messenger RNA, 808 nt
Organism: Amoebophrya sp. A120
Lineage: Eukaryota; Dinophyceae; Syndiniales; Amoebophryaceae
Source: the annotation of a GenBank genome assembly